Lodderomyces oxycetoniae is the source of this 1443-nucleotide messenger RNA. Its product is annotated as protein kinase regulatory subunit. Gene Ontology annotation, biological process: piecemeal microautophagy of the nucleus; autophagy of mitochondrion; autophagy of peroxisome. Bases 1 to 1443 code for a protein of 480 amino acids. NCBI's taxonomy places the organism in Eukaryota, Fungi, Ascomycota, Pichiomycetes, Serinales, Debaryomycetaceae. Gene Ontology annotation, cellular component: Atg1/ULK1 kinase complex; phagophore assembly site. Gene Ontology annotation, molecular function: protein kinase activator activity; molecular adaptor activity. The transcript has a single exon. The record is from RefSeq and is a predicted model, not a curated record.
AUGGUAAAUGGAGGAGACAAGAGGUUUAGCUCCAAACAGGUUAUACAGUGGUCUGAUGAAGCGGAAGAUACUCUAGGGAAGGCUCAAAGGUUAUGUACCAAUGCUCAAAGACAAUUACAUAUUACUCAUCAAUUAUUAAUAGAUAAGUUACCAAAUGAGGUAGAAGCUACGGAGUUUUUGUUUGCUAGUUAUAAGAAACAGUUUGAGGUCAUUGAGAGACAUUUGGAGGUGAUAAGGUAUGGUCUAGGAGAAAUCGAUGCUAAGCUAGUUGACUUUGAUAAGAUCUUGAACCCAAGUUUGAACCAAUUGGAUGGUAUAAUAAGCAAAUUGAAAGAGACACAAGUGCCCUCUUUUGUGCAAAUAGACAACGACUCUGGGAACAAAAAUUUGCUAGACUUUAUUGCUACUGAGUCUGUAACUUUGCUAAAGCUGAAUAUUGAGGUAUACAAGUCCAAUUGUCUGAAAAUACGGGAUUUUCUUCAUAAAAAAUUUCAUUGCGAAAUGAAACAAGAACAACAGAGUUUCAUUAAGCAGCAUAGUACAAUUUGCAAAGCUAACGAUUUCUUAGUACCAAUCCAGCUUGAGUUGAGAAUAACUAAUGGCAAAUUAUCGGAAUCCAAGAGCCUGGUUGGAGUCAUAUUGAAGGAAAAUGAGUCCUUAGAAAACGAGUUAGUAUCAAUGUUGGAAAUGAUAACAAACCAUUUCGAUCAAUGUCAAAAGGCUGUUGAAUUAUUAAAAUCUGAAAACAGUGCUAUUCGGGUGAAUUUAGAAGUCCUCGAACGAGAUUCACAAGAGCUUGCGGAUGUGUUCAAGGAACUCAACACAGUAUGUAAUAUUAUUCUGACAAAUUCAAUCAAAUCAGAAAAACUAUACAAGCAACACAAGGCUUAUAUCGACGCAAGUAUGAAUGGAAUGAAAAUGGAAUUGGAGAGAUUCAGAACUUUCAAAACCAGUUCAAUUCCUCGUUUUUUAAUCUUGGUGAAAAAUUGUAAAGAAAUUACAAACCAGUGCUCAAUCACCGAUACUGAACUAGCCGAACGACUUACACCGUGUGAGAUAUAUGCGGAAACAAUCAAACAACUCAUAUUCCAUUACAGCCAGUUCUUGAACAUAUACAAAUCCAAAUACUUGACUGAACUUCAUCACGAGCAAUUCCAAUAUCCUAGGAAAUUUUUGAGAAGAGUUGGAGAGUUUCUAAAUGAAGAGCUAUAUAGAAUGCAGUUGGAGGAAUUGAGCCACCGCAAAAAUUGGUUAGCCAAGUAUGGAGAUUUUAUACCAAAGGAGUUUAAGCUUCCUGGAGAACAAGAGAUGCCCUCGGUGGUUCAAGUGAAUACUCAAGGAUUGGGACAUAUUCAAAACGUCAAUGGAAUUGAAGAGUUUAAUCAGGGAGAAGAAAAACAAUUAUUAGCAUUGAUAAAAAGGUUAAAAAGUCUGGAGUUAUAA